Molecule: messenger RNA, 5468 nt
Organism: Opisthorchis viverrini
Lineage: Eukaryota; Metazoa; Platyhelminthes; Trematoda; Opisthorchiida; Opisthorchiidae
Exons: 19
Coding region: 1-4971 (1656 amino acids)
Molecular function (GO): guanyl-nucleotide exchange factor activity; small GTPase binding
Source: RefSeq, a predicted model, not a curated record
AUGCAGGUUACAAUGCCCAAUGGUUUGUGGCUGUGUACACAGCGCAAAGUUACUUUGAAAUACUCCCGUCCACGCUACCAUACGUUCAUUAUAACUCGGGAAGAUGGUAGCCGUGUAUACGGCCUUGCGUUGUUAUUCCUGACGGAGUUGGCUCACGAAAACGUGAAGGAAGCAGUGUGUUCACUUCAGGAUCUGUGCUUGGCAGAAAACCCGUCCAUCACGAAAGAUGUCGAUGACAUGACAGACUGGCCGUCACUUUUCGAUAAGAAUCGGGACACGCUGUACGCGAUGAAGGCGAUCGGACUGCUUUCUCGAUACCCUUUUAUCCAUGGAUUGUUUGGCUGGCUGGAGGAUUUGUGGGCUGCAAUGUUCAUCGCUUCUCCUAAUCCAGAUAUUGCGAUUGAGUCUUACAUUGCCAAACUGCUGUACGCCACUCCCCUUCCUGAGGCCGGUCAGUUUGUUUCUUUCCGUGGACCGUUCCGGAAGCAUCUUGGUUACUAUCCAGCUCCGCUUAAAUCGAUAGGAUCGCUCUUGGACGGAUCGUUCCAGUCACCUGAUGCAAUGGAACUGCCACUGUUCGAAUACUCAUUUUUGGAGUUGUUACGGUUGCUUCCUUUAGACGGUCUGCUGAAGCUGUUUGCCUGUGUUUUGAUGGAACAUCGAAUCAUACUUCACUCAACCGUAUACUACCGCCUGAUGCUGGUUGCCGAAUGCAUCACCUGCUUGCUCCUUCCUUUCUCGUGGUCACACGUGUACGCGCCCAUUCUUCCUCUCUCAUUGGUGCAUUUCGUUGAUGCCCCGGUUCCAUACAUCAUGGGGAUUAAGCAGUGUGAAUUUAUGGUUGCUUCACAACAUCAAAUCGAUUCAUCGUCGUCCGAUACGUGGUCUCUGCACGACUGUCACGUUGACUGUUCAGACAACACCGAGUUGGCCAGUGAGGUAGGCACCUUUUCUCCAUUUGCUUGUUUUGACGACCUCCCUUUCCUCUCUGCUCACGGAGAAUUUUUCCUUGAGUCCAGUAUCUUUUCACAAAUCCCUCAAGCGUAUCUUCUGUUUCGUUUGUUGUUACAGGCCAAUGUGUGUCACGUCUAUAUAGACGAGGGUCGUGUGCUUGUGCCCGAUGAGGUACCACAAUUUCCCAACGCCGAACAUAUUAAGCAUACUGUCACCGGUUUACUCAGGGAUGCUGCUUUGGCCGCCUCAGGAGUAGUCAGACGCCCUGAGUCAACCGCUUCGUUGUUACCUCCAGUACCUAGACCGCGUCCACCUUCCGAUCUGAACAUGUCCCGUCGCGGGGCACGGAACACAGCUCAAAUAUUGGUGACGUCUACAGACCCGUGCUCAUCCACGCAAGCAUCCGAGGUCCCAGUUAUCUUUGAUGUUGGUGAAAAUGAUACUACUUCAGCAGACGCCUUUCAGACAGCGCCGGAUCAGUACAAACGAACUUGCGUCCAAACUGCUCGGGGCAUAGUCACUGAGGAGGAUUUUCCGAGCUACACCCGUCUGCUACACUUCAACACCGCUGUAAGAACAAUUUUUCUACGAAACUUCGCCAGCAUUUUCCGAGACUACGAAAAGUUUUUGGUUCACGAUCAGAAUGCACCUGGGGAUUCUACAGCCAUUGUUUCCACAAGGUCCACUGGCGGUCUUCAUGCCUUUGACAAGGUUGGGUUCCUCAGUGAUCAACCGGAAACACACUUGCCUUUUCUGUGUGCCUUCUUAGAAACACAGAUGUUUGCCGGGUUCCUAGACUGCUGCGUUCGUCGACAGUUGAGCCCAAUGGAUCCUCCGCAACCUCAUCAGUUUGCAACUAGUCCACUGGCAUUACUCAAUUUACGUAUUUUUGACAGCGUCAUUGCACAGAUUGUUGAAUCAGCCAUCCGAUGGCCCGGAAACCCGACGUCACAUGUCACGACUGGCUUGCAGGACGGUGUUCGAAGCUCCCAUCGCAAUGCGCAAGCUUGCGCUGGCUCCAAUGACUCCAAGCCUCAUCCGUCGGCUCCUCUUCCGGACCUGCUGAGCGAGACCACCACUGAAUCCCAGAAGUUAGGACCAUCAGGUUUAGAAAGGAUUUCAGCGGGAUUUCCACGUAUGAUGCGAUCCGUAGACAACGUUUCUCCGAAUCCCAUGACUCUUCCUAUCCGAACCGUGGGUUUAGGAUACUUUCCCGUACUGUGUGAACAGCUGCUGACUCCCUCUUUGGCCAUACAGACAGGCAGUGGGCUUCCCGUUUGUCACUCUCUCGUUUCCCUGCCACCUAGAUUGACUGAUUCUUCUCAUGGUCGUGUAAACGCCCCCACAAAUUCCGCACCCGUGUCUCCUCCAUUGGUCAAUCUGACCUCCAGUAGUGUCGGAAUUCAACCUUCUAUCGGACGACUUGGUCCCGGUUCUCUGUCCACCCCCACUAAGCGAUCUGCUCCAGUUUUGACUGCCACGAAUGGAAACAUCCCCUCAUCGCGACCAGCCGAGGAAGAAAGUACAGUGGUGUUGAAGUCGAGAGCUGUCCCAUUGUUCGCCAAUUCUCAUCAGUUUUCGAACAUUCAGCGAUCAGGGAUGGCUCAGGCGAACUGGGAUUUUGUUGACGCCUUGCUUGAGGAGUGUAAACAUCGUACGAAACGAAUGGUUUUGAAGAAAAUGGGCCAAGAAGCUGUGGAGUUAGGUCACGUGGAUCCAACUGUGUCAGUGGUUGAAGAGAACACCUUAGUUUCGGGUCUUUGCGACCUAUUGGAGCGUAUCUGGUCUCAUGGGCUGAUACACAAAUCGGGCAAAUCUGCACUAUGGUCUCAUCUACUUCAGUAUGUGCGUAAACAACAGCAUGUCACUCAAAAACGGCCCGUAGGUCCCCAGCCAGGCACGACUUCAACUCCAGUUGGACCGAGCAGUUCCUCGUCUACUUCAUCAUCGUGUGGAAACUCUCCGACACCGUCGUUACACGUGCGUAGACCUUCGUUAGAUGCCACACUGACCUUGACAGGGACUUCGAAACCGGAUCCUGUCACGAAAAAUGGCGAUGGAUCUUCAAGCCAGCAUUCGAAGCCGGACACAUCUGAAGCGCCCGCUGUAGCCACCACACCUAGUAACCAGCCUCCACCUAAGAGCGACAGGUCGAUCAGGGCCGUCUCACUUUCUCGCUUCCUAUCAUCGGAUUCAUCUUCGACUGGAUUUCAGUGUUCGGCCGACCGUCCUGGGUCCAAGUCAGGUCCUUAUCUGUUUGACUGGCGUUCAUUGACUCCUGGCCGGAGUACCAGCACCGGUAGUAACGUAAAGUCGUCUCCAUUUCGCCUCCCAGCUCAUCCAGGCAUAUUGACGGCCUCAGGAACUUCGCUUGGUGGAGUCGGUUCUGUUGUGGACUUGUCUAGCAUAUUUGGUUCUCAGAUAAUGGAUCAUUCACUGGUCAAAGAUGUGCUGGCUGUUCGAGGCCUACGUGGUGUGAAGACAGAUAUUGGUUUUGCCAGAGCGAAAUUAUAUUCACGGUAUGCAUUCUUACGUUGUGAAGAGGAGCGGGAACAAUUCUUGGUACAUUUACUCUCACUAAACGCUGUGGACUAUUACUCGUUUACCCGAAUGCUGACUCACGCUCAAUUGAUGUAUCAAGUAUUUAUCUGCAGUGGACGGAAACAUGGAUUUUCAUCUACCGCCACUGCUUGGGUGCGUCUUCAUGGCCAUCUCGGUUCCACUCCCGUCCUCCCUCUGAGUAGAGGAGAGAAUUUGUUAGAGUUCAAGCACACCAACCUCGGCUUGCUCUCCACUAUCCAGCUGGGUCAUGACAAUGCAGGCCCCACUCCAAAGUGGUUCAUCGAGUUUGUCCUCGUGUACAGUGCAAUUACCAACCAUUUGUACUAUUUCCCUUGUGGUCACUGGAUCGGCCGCGGCGUGGAAGACGAUGCUCUGAUGCGUAUUCUUAUCGGUGAGCGAAUACAUCUGGCUGAUCGAGACACACGCCUGAUUUUCACCGGACCACCUCGGGAUCCAUCAGAUCAAUUACAACGACCUCCUAAUCGUUGUCAGUCGCCUAGCUUGACACGGCGUGUAUCGGACAAUUCAAACAUGAGUGCGAUGGUAAUCCACGAACAAGUGGCGAAUGCGGUCAAUCAACUGCUCAAAUACUUUUGCAAAACGGUUCCCCGUCAAAAUAUGACCGGCCUAACCUCUCUGUGGUGUGGAGAUCGUGGCCUUGUGCCCUCCUUGCAUUUGGUAUUCAAUUACGGUUUCCGAUCUGUUCGCUUGUUCCAACGACGAGUCUACGUGUGGGACUAUUUCGAGAAAGUGGCUGCUGCCUUCGCCGUUGAGCUAGGCAUGUCUGCAUCGAAUCAUUCCACACCACCAUCGCCCAACACUGUCCACACUCCACAAACGGGUUCCGGACGUUUCUCCACACACAGUCUUCCUCGACCACCGCGCAACCGAUCCGUUCAGUCUGUUGGCUCUAUGACUCCAAAAACGAUCCAUCCCUCCCCCUCAUUUUCUCUGGUUCAGGAUCAGCGUAUUACGCAAUUAGAAGGGCUACCACAGUUUUCAAAACCAAUGCCUGGCACCUAUGCGCUUUCUCAGCCCAACUCUCCAGCAGUGAUGCGUGUUUUGACCUCCGUGAUGAUGCAACAACCGCAACAAUUCAAACACGAACAAACUAACUAUGACACAGCAGCGAACUUGACCGCUGCGAGCUGUCAGUCAAUCGCGUUGCUCAAGUAUCUCGCAGCCCAAUUUGUCGACCACGUACAACAAGUUUCUACGAGUGCGGCGCUAUUGGGCAAAGAAGGAAAGUUCCAGCGUUUCGUUUGUCGUGCGGCUCGUGAACAUCUUCUGGCCGGUUGGUUCUCCGUACUCGCUCUGAGUCCGAUAACAGGACAAAUGUACGACGCGAAAAGCUUUCUUCUCAAUCCCGAACUUCGUCUGGCUGUGCAAGGUCUUAUGGCUGCUCUGGACGAAUUCGAUUUCACACUGGAACCCGUGCUUCUGGGUGAAGAUUGAUCGCGAUUUGUCAAUUCGCAAUUCGGCUUUCACUCUAUCCAGUACAAUACUGUUAUUAUAUUGUUUUUCCUCUUUACCACUGAUAUUGGUUUUUACCUAUUGUCAACAGGUUUUAGUUUCCUGUGUUUAUGUCAAGCAGUGAACAGUUCUCUUGAUUUCAUGAUCUACUUCCAGCUGACCAAUGGAUAGACAGAGGAGGAGAGACACACACAAUACUUCCUACUAAUGCAUUUCCCCUGUUUUGCAUUAAUUUUUCUCUUGGUUUCCUCAUGAUUUCCCUGAUGUCAUGAUUUCGAAUCGCGCUGUUUUUUGAUACACGAAAUGAAUGUUUUUUCUUCUUCUGCUAGUCCGAGGCUGUCAGGUUCACACACACACACACAGGCUGCUACCGGAGUGUUGGCUUGAAAGAGUAACGUGUGCUUCGGUUCAUAAAGAGAAUGGAGAUUGCUCUAGUCCUGCUCUGUUAUCGGUUUCCUAUCACCGGUAUUCCAUGUUCC